Molecule: messenger RNA, 1422 nt
Organism: Thunnus maccoyii (southern bluefin tuna)
Lineage: Eukaryota; Metazoa; Chordata; Actinopteri; Scombriformes; Scombridae
Product: gap junction beta-2 protein-like
Exons: 7
Coding region: 222-965 (247 amino acids)
Biological process (GO): cell communication
Cellular component (GO): connexin complex
Source: RefSeq, a predicted model, not a curated record
AUUCUAUUAUCAAAGUAUCAUCUCAGUUUCUAUGUCUGUACUUUUUGUGUAGCUUCUUCCUCUCUGAGGUUUUACUUUGAAACUCGUCACAGGAAGUCAUCAUAUUUCAUUCUGGCUGACUUGACAGCAGAGGCGCAUCUUUUAUUUGAUGCAAAGGAAGCAGGAGCUGCAGCUGGAGAGGACCAUGUGGAAUAUUUUCCUACAAACAACCUGACUCAAGGAUGUCUUGGCCUGCUCUGUACACUCAGUUGGUGGGGGCGAACCGUCACUCCACCAGCCUGGGUAAAAUCUGGCUCUCGGUACUGUUUAUUUUCCGGGUCAUGGUGCUGGUUGUUGCUGCUGAGAGCGUCUGGGGCGAUGAGCAGUCUGACUUCACCUGUAACACAUUACAGCCUGGCUGUGAGAACGUCUGCUAUGAUCAAUUCUUUCCUGUCUCUCACAUCCGUCUCUGGUGUCUCCAACUUGUCUUUGUCUCCACGCCGACGCUCCUGGUUGCCAUGUAUGUGGCCUAUCGGAACCAUAGCGAUAAGAAGAGGGUCUUGCAGGCGUCUGGUAGAGCUGGUUUCCUCAGCAACAAGGGCCAGGAGGGAGAGCUGGAGACUCUGAAGAGACGGAGACUCCCGAUCGCUGGCGCUCUCUGGUGGACAUAUGCAUGCAGUCUGGUGUUCAGGCUGCUGUUUGAGGGAGGCUUCAUGUAUGCUCUGUAUGUGGUGUACGAUGGUUUCCAGAUGCCACGGCUGGUGCAGUGUGACCAGUGGCCGUGUCCUAACCUGGUGGACUGUUUCAUCUCACGCCCCACCGAGAAAACCAUCUUCACUGUUUUCAUGGCCACCGCCUCUUCUAUCUGUAUGGUCCUGAACAUCGCUGAGCUUGCCUAUCUUGUUUCCAAGGCUAUUACCAGGAGUAUCUGUGGCCAGAGGGAGAGGAAAUCCAGCAGAGAGAGGAUGCAGAAUAAGACAAACUAGAAGUUGCUUGUCUCAACCUGAGGAAGCAGCGACAACAUGGAUACAUGAAGAAGAUAUUCCAAAGACUUAAAACAAGCUAAAUCUGCAGGAUCACAAGUGGAGAACACAUGAAUGACCCCAAAACUAUGUAAAUAUAAUUAAAAAGUGGACAUUUUCUAUGAUACCCAAAUUGUUGAAGUGUAACAUUGAAGGGGUGGAGAGGAUGGAAUCAGUAUCAACAACUCAAAACUGUAUUUUUACAUGACAUUGUUUCAGAUUGUAUGUCAAUUAUGACUUCUUUUUUUUUUUAACUUGUGUUGAUAGUGCAGUUGUGUAAUAUGAUAUCUAGUUAGACAAUGUAUUCUAAUGUAAAAAACUAAAAAAGACACAUAGUCUAUUUAUAAUAAUGCUAUGAUUUAGAGCCAUCAUGCCAUCUACUGGCAUGAAGAAAACAUGAAACAUAAAAAAUGUGAGGACU